Arthroderma uncinatum is the source of this 891-nucleotide messenger RNA. RefSeq lists its product as uncharacterized. The coding region runs from base 1 to 891 and encodes 296 amino acids. The record is from RefSeq and is a predicted model, not a curated record. The transcript has a single exon. NCBI's taxonomy places the organism in Eukaryota, Fungi, Ascomycota, Eurotiomycetes, Onygenales, Arthrodermataceae.
AUGGAGGAAUAUAGCAAAACCGAGAUGGGUAUAACUGCUGUGAUUUUCGGCCUUCUUCCUACCAUGCAGCAGAUUUUUGGCCCGACAGUCGCAGAGGUGAGCAUCCUCGCCAGCCGCCGCCCACUGCUCUCCCUCCUGCUUGGUAUUGCCAUGCCAUCGGUCAGCACGGGCGGACCACUAGCCAAUCCUGCAGAGUCCUUGCGGCGCGCGAGCGACUUCCGUAUUUGCUCUCUCAUUCCCCCUAAAGCAAGAUGGCUCUGGCUGUUGAUAUCCGCAGCUGAAUAUCUAAUCGGCGCCGCCGCCGCUGCCAAUGUGUUAUAUCAGAUAUACCAGCUGGCCUACUGGACCAUUUCCGUCUCAGCAAUUGCGGUGGAUAGUGGGCCAUUAUCAGAGACGUAUACGCUCUUUCUCUGGCUUAUCCUCCUUGCCCCCCUUCAUAUUCUUGGCUUUUGGCGCUUUAAGGUACGGUAUAGGGUAUCUAAAGAGGCUGGGGACCACGAGAAGCUCACAGAACGCAAGUCAUGGCUCCAGGUUAUUAAAAGCGAGUUUGUGCCUUGCGCUUUGGGCAAUCCAAUGUUCCUAACAAAGGUAGAUAAAGGGCCUCUGUCUAUUGCCGUUCAGUGGCUCGCAGACAUAGCGGUAACUGUUGUAUUUAUUUUCAGCACCGUGGCUAUGUCAGGCCAAAUCUUCAUCGGCAUGGGCGACGCAGUUCCGGUCAUAGCCCGGUUUCUGAUGGGCACUUUGGUCAGCCGGCUCAUUUUGCUGUUCGAGCUUCAUGGACUCAGAGAAGUGACGAGCCAGUCACAAAAUAAAGAUGUUGUACAUGGUGGUUACGAGUCGGUUUGCGGACCGGAUGGGAAGUGCGUUCCCACAGAACCUGGACUCUGCUAA